Entamoeba histolytica HM-1:IMSS is the source of this 459-nucleotide messenger RNA. RefSeq lists its product as uncharacterized. The coding region runs from base 1 to 459 and encodes 152 amino acids. Lineage: Eukaryota; Evosea; Mastigamoebida; Endamoebidae. The transcript has a single exon. The record is from RefSeq and is a predicted model, not a curated record.
AUGAACCCCAAAUGUAAAUUCAGUCGGGAGUAUACUAAAGUAUGUCUCUGCAGUGUGUGUGGUGGGGAGAUGUGCCUUUCGCUGCUUCAGAACAAAUACAGUUGUUUCUGUUGUACUUGUGAAAGCCAUAUUGAAUGGAGCGCUGAUGUUAAAAAAGCCACAAUUGGUGUUCCUUGUGAGAAGUGCAAACAAUAUCAUACCAUCGAUAUUACUCUCAAGAACGGACAGACUGUUACUGGCUGCCUUCAAUGUGACCUUCCAAUAAAAAAAUUGUCUGACAUCAAAGCAGUGUUUCCUGGUGAAGAAAAACGUGGUGGACGUCGAGGAAGAGGUGUGUAUCGUGGGAGAGGUGGAUUUUCAUCAAGAGGUCGUGGAGGCUCUCACGCAUCUUCUCGCGGUGGUUCUUCAAGUCGAGGACGUGGUGGCAAUACAAGAGGAAGAGGUGGUCGAGGUAAUUAA